Molecule: messenger RNA, 1510 nt
Organism: Erinaceus europaeus (western European hedgehog)
Lineage: Eukaryota; Metazoa; Chordata; Mammalia; Eulipotyphla; Erinaceidae
Gene: BFSP2
Product: beaded filament structural protein 2
Exons: 7
Coding region: 127-1323 (398 amino acids)
Biological process (GO): intermediate filament organization
Cellular component (GO): intermediate filament
Molecular function (GO): structural molecule activity
Source: RefSeq, a predicted model, not a curated record
AUCAGCAGACAAAGCAGCCCCGGGGAGGGGGAAGGCAGGGCAGUUCCCAAAGAGGCCCAGGACCAGACUGUCCACAGUCCACUGGGCUCUGCAGCAGAGGCUGGAGCAGUGGUGGCCAACUCCAACAUGUCUCUGCAGAGGCACAGAGUGUCCUUCAGGGGGGCCAGGUCGGCGUCCUCCCUGGACAGCCCCCCAGCCUCCAGGCCCAGUGCCCGCUGCAGCCUUGCUCGGGCACCCAGGGUUUAUGUAGGGACCACACCUGCUGGAUGCACAGCUGGCCUGGGUGCCCGGGUCACCCGCCGGGCCCUAGGGAUCAGCAGUGUCUUCCUACAGGGCCUGUGGAGCUCGGGUCUGGCCGCCGGGCCUCCUCCAAGCCUGGAGAAGGACCUGGAUGCGGGCGAGGACCUGGGAGACUGCCUGGUGGAGUACAUGGCCAAGGUGCACGCCCUGGAGCAGGGCAGCCGCGAACUGGAGGCACAGCUUCGGACAUACCUGGAGGGCAAGGCAGCACGCUCUGAGGGCUGGGGCACCCUCAGGGCCUCCUGGGCCAGCAGCUGCCAGCAGGUGGGUGAGGCCGUCUUGGAGAACGCCCGGCUUAUGCUGCAGAUGGAGACCAUCCAGGCUGGAGCCGACGACUUCAAAGAGAGAUAUGAAAAUGAGCAGCCAUUCCGCAAGGCAGCAGAAGAGGAGAUCAACUCUCUGUAUAAAGUCAUCGACGAGGCAGAUGUGGCAAAACUGGACCUGGAGCAUCAGCUAGAAAGCCUGAAGGAAGAGCUGGGCUUGCUGUCAAGGAGCUAUGAGGAGGAUGUGAAGGUUAUGUACAAACAGUUGGCAGGGUCUGAGCUGGAACAAAUGGACGUUCCUAUUGGCAGUGGUCUGGACGGCAUCCUUGAGACUAUCAGGAUUCACUGGGAGAAAGACGUGGAGAAGAACCGCGCGGAGGCAGGAGCUUUCCUUCAAGUCAAGCAGCAGGCCGAGGCAGUCCGUGAGGCCCCCACCCAGGAAGAGAAGCUGGCCGCUGCGCUCCGGGUAGACCUGCACCAUGCUUCCUGCCAAGUGCAAAACCUCCAGGCUGAGACUGAAUCCUUGCAGGCCCUGAAACGAGGACUGGAGAACACCUUGCACGACGCCACCCACUGGCACGACCUGGAACUGCAGAACCUGGGCGCGGUGGUGGGCAGGCUGGAGGCUGAACUCCGCGAGAUGCGCGCCGAGGCUGAGCAGCAGCAGCGCAUGCGCGAGCUCCUGCUGGCACACAAGGGCCAGCUGCAGAAGGACGUGGAGGCCUGCCACGCCCUGCUGGACCGCGAGGAGAGCUGCUAAUGGGAACUUCUCUGCAGGAAGAAAAUGCUGUCUUCUUCACCAAGUGGCCAGCAGCUCUACCUUGAGGCACUUUCCCCUGAGCUUCCUUGAUUCCCUGCUGAAUUCCUUGACUAAGCUCACUUGUGCUGAAUUGAAAACGGCUGUAGAUAGAGUGAUUUCCCCUUCCCUCUCCAAAUAAAUCUGUGUG